This is a messenger RNA of Cercospora beticola, 2103 nucleotides long. RefSeq names its product ATP-binding protein. Gene Ontology annotation, cellular component: nucleosome. Lineage: Eukaryota; Fungi; Ascomycota; Dothideomycetes; Mycosphaerellales; Mycosphaerellaceae. The record is from RefSeq and is a predicted model, not a curated record. Gene Ontology annotation, molecular function: ATP hydrolysis activity; ATP binding; DNA binding.
AUGGCGCGGACUAAGCAGACCGCUCGCAAGAGCACUGGUGGUAAAGCCCCUCGCAAAGUCCUUUCCGCUAGUUCUUGUGGCCGACGUACUGCAGAUGGAGCCAUUGUCGACAAUCCCGACUUGAACGAAGAAGAGCAACAGAAGCUCAAAGAGAUCGAGGAGGGCGAGAUGCAAGCCUCGUUGAAGCAUAUCGACAAGAAGCACACCGAGCAGGGCAAGGUCUUCUACACCGAGACGGUCGAUGAAGAAGUGCCAGACCAAGUCAACUGGUGGAGUCAAUUUGCGCUCUGUCUCGUCCGUCACAUGAGUCACGACAAUAGAUACGUCCAGAAGACCAGUCUGCAAGUCAACUCACAACACCUAAAGGACAUUCUUCGAGACACUAUCGACAGCUUUCCAGGCAUCUCCUUCCACACCAAAGAGAUCACCAUCGAUGCUCCUUACCGGGUCCUGUUUCACUACAAAGAUGAGCUGGAAGCAGCUGGGGAGAAGCUCGAAGAUGAGGAUGCCAUUGCUCACCUUGAUCUACUGCUCGAGUUCAUUCAUGAGGAGUUCAAGGAUGCCAUCGAAGAGAGCGAUAACUUGCGUGAGCAAGGCUUGAUGUCUUAUGAGCAUCUCUGGACAAUCUUCCGCCCUGGUGACCUUAUUUAUGGCACGGUGCUCGGCCAACCACGAGCGUUCCGUCUGAACAGCUACCAGUACGUUUGCGGCAAUUUCCCAGGUCUGCAAUUGAGCACCGAAUUCGUCGACUUUGACGGAGAAGACUUCGGAACCCGGGACGGCGCACAGUUUGUUGCUGCUUUCGGCGGAGCCCAGCGCAUCGAUGGACUGGAAGCUUUUCCGAUGAAGUACCACAGUGCACCUGAGGAUGUUCAGAAACAGCUCGUGGCUCGAGGCAGACGCUUCGAAGAGCUUGCUGGAAUGCACUUCAAGCGCUACGCCAGCAUUGCUCUCGAGCACACGCCUUGCGGACUCAGUCGGUACAACGUGGACGGCCGAGUCGUGGUCGAUGUCAAGACAUAUCACCGUCUGAAUGCUAAUCGCGCGUUCACUGUGAACGCGUUCAAAUCGGCCGAAGACAAGCGCAAGAAGAGGCGUCGUGCAAACAACAAUGACUACAAUUACGACUACGACGACUACGACGAUGGCAACGAGGAUGUUGGUACCGAGCUCGUGCCAAUCGAUGUGCUCGAUGUUGACCCUAUGACCGACGAUCAAUGUCUCCUCGCCAACGCCAUGGUUCGUGGCUUCUCUUUCACUGAGAAACGCUGGUUCGAGUUCUUCGUCGAUAAGCUGUUGCCACCAGCCUGGAACACCAACUGCUUCGAUCAACUCGUCCUUCCUUCAGCACAAAAGGACCUCGUCCAAGCUCUCGUGGCCAACCAUGUCCAGCAACGCAGCGACUUUGAUGACAUCGUCAAAGGCAAAGGCAAAGGACUCAUUCUUGUUCUUCAUGGCCCUCCGGGGGUGGGCAAAACAUUGACGGCUGAAACAGUCGCGGAGUUCUGCAAGAGACCACUGUACAUGGUCUCUUCUGGUGAUCUCGGCACCGACUCUGAACGCCUCGACGAGCGUCUAACCAAGACCCUCGACAUGGCUUCAACCUGGAAAGCCGUCCUCCUCGUCGACGAAGCAGACGUCUUCCUCGAGCGCCGCUCCCUCCACGACAUGGAACGCAACAGCCUCGUCUCCAUCUUCCUCCGCGUCCUCGAGUACUACGAAGGGAUUCUGUUCCUCACCUCCAACCGAGUCAACACAUUCGACGACGCGUUCAAAUCCCGCAUCCACGUUCCACUGAAGUACAACGACCUUACUGUCGACAGCCGCACGAAGAUCUGGAAGCAUUUCCUAAGAGAAGAAAACGCCAUAGACGACGAGGGCUGCAGAGCCUUGGCACAAGCUGACAUCAACGGCCGCCAAAUCAAGAAUGUCAUCCGCACAGCCAAGAGUCUGGCACAGUUCAAGGGCGAGAAGUUGGAUCGCGAGAAGUUGCAGCAGGUCAUCACUAUUCAGGAGGAGUUUGAGAGUGAGUUGGACAAUGUGGGUUGGGACAAGGUGAAGAAGGUUCCGGAACAGAUCACGAAUGGAAUCAAUGGACAUUGA